Anguilla rostrata (American eel) is the source of this 7083-nucleotide messenger RNA. It is a transcript of the gene slc20a2, whose product is annotated as solute carrier family 20 member 2. Gene Ontology annotation, cellular component: membrane. Lineage: Eukaryota; Metazoa; Chordata; Actinopteri; Anguilliformes; Anguillidae. Bases 700 to 2691 code for a protein of 663 amino acids. The record is from RefSeq and is a predicted model, not a curated record. Gene Ontology annotation, biological process: phosphate ion transmembrane transport. Gene Ontology annotation, molecular function: phosphate transmembrane transporter activity. The transcript has 11 exons.
CCACGUGGGAUCGGUCUCCAUAUUAUUACAUUUUUGGCGUGCUUUCGAAAUACUGCAACAGGCCAGUGAGGCCACUGGUUCCAUCCUGACAGGGCGGACGCAUGUGGUCAGUGUCUGGAUUAACCGCACAACCUUUCUGAAGUGACCACUGCGUACACGCACUUCCUUCUUUUUCCAAGCUGUCAUUCUGGUAAACGACGCGUUCCUGUCUUGGGACCCUCCUAUCGCUCAGAUUGAAACGGCGUCAGGACAACACGAUUUGUGAGAUUAAAAAGGAGCGUUUCGGAGCACACAGGAAUCAGACAUUUUGGGCGGUCUCACUCACACACGCGAGGCGAGAUUUCGUGGAAGAGGAAUAUCUCGGGUUUCCGCGUGCGGCUUUUUGCGUUGGUGGAGAUCAGCUGGCCAUUCUCAGAGCUGAAAUAUGGAAUGUGUUCCCCUGCAGGCCCAGAGAAACUCUCUUCUGACUGAACCCCAAACGCCCAGUUAGCACUCGGCUGCCCCCCCCUCCCCUUUCCCUUCCUCGUCCCAGAGAGCUCCUGCACCGGAGAGCACAGGGUCCUCCUGCACAGCCAGAGGAGCACAGAGAGAGAGAGAGAGAGAGAGAGAGAGUCUGUUAGCGGAACGCCCUUUCUGAGCGAGCGCAAGGCCUCACACUACAUUUCGGCGUAGACGUUGGACCGGCGAGAGGAGGCAAAGAUGGAUAUGGAGGCGUACCUGUGGAUGGUGGUGGUGGGCUUCAUCAUCGCCUUCGUCCUGGCCUUCUCCGUGGGGGCGAACGACGUGGCCAACUCCUUCGGCACGGCGGUGGGCUCGGGCGUGGUCACCCUGCGGCAGGCCUGCAUCCUGGCCUCCAUCUUCGAGACGCUGGGCUCCAUGCUGCUGGGCGCCAAGGUGGGCGAGACCAUCCGGAAGGGCAUCAUCGACGUCAACCUGUACAACGACACCGUGCCCGUGCUGAUGGCCGGGGAGGUCAGCGCCAUGGUCGGGUCGGCUGUCUGGCAGCUCAUAGCUUCCUUCCUGAAGUUGCCCAUUUCCGGGACACACUGCAUUGUGGGAUCCACCAUCGGGUUCUCUAUGGUGGCCAUUGGCACCAAGGGUGUGCAGUGGAUGCAACUGGUGAAGAUCGUUGCUUCCUGGUUCAUCUCUCCUCUCCUCUCUGGUCUGAUGUCUGGGUUCCUGUUCUUCCUGAUCAGAUACUUCAUCUUGAACAGGGACGACCCUGUUCCCAACGGCCUACGCGCUCUACCUCUGUUCUACGCCACCACCAUCGGCAUCAACACCUUCUCCAUCAUGUACACUGGAGCUCCCCUACUGGGUCUGGAGAUGCUGCCAGUUUGGGCGAUAGCUCUGAUAACGCUGGCAGGUGCGCUGUUGUGUGCAGCCGGCGUCUGGUUCUUAGUGUGCCCGUGGAUGAGAAGGAAAAUCGCAAGUCGGCUGAAGAAGGAGCAGGCCCUGUCCCGCAUUUCGGACGAGAGCCUGGAUAAGAUCCCGGAGGAGGAGGAGGUGCCGGUGUUUAAGGAGCUGCCGGGGGCCAAGGGCGGAGACGAGGCUGUGGUCCCCCUGACUGGCCGAGCGGCCGAGGCUUCGGCUGAGCUGAGCGGCUUAGCCAAUGGGGGCACAGUGCUGCCCAAUGGGCGGGUCUAUGGGAGGACCCACUCCAUGACCAACGGCUGCCUGAAGUCCCCGGUGUCCAACGGCAGCUUCUCGUUCGACGGGCACAUGCGCAGCGACGGGCAGGUCUACCACACGGUGCACAAGGACUCCGGCCUGUACAAGGACCUGCUGCACAAGAUCCACCUGGGUCGCCUGGACGACGACGGCGGGCCGCGGCCGGCCGUCGAGAACUACCGCGCGCUGCGCCGCAACAACAGCUACACGUGCUACACGGCGGCCAUCUGCGGCAUGCCGGUGCAGCCGCUGCUGCGCAGCGAGAGCGCCGCCGCCGCCGCCGCCGCCGAGGACAGCGAGAAGCUGGUGGGCGACAGCGUCUCGUACUCCAAGAAGCGCGUGCGCUACGACAGCUACUCCAGCUACUGCAACGCCGUGGCGGAGGCGGAGAUCGAGGCGGAGGAGGGCGGCGUGGAGAUGAAGCUGGCCGCCGCCGGCCCGCUCGGCGGGCCGGAGCCGCUGGACGACCCCGCCGACGAGGACAAGGAGGAGAAGGACAAGCCGCAGGUCUUCCUGCUCUUCCACUUCCUGCAGAUCCUCACCGCCUGCUUCGGCUCCUUCGCCCACGGAGGCAACGACGUCAGUAACGCUAUUGGCCCCCUGGUGGCGCUGUGGAUGAUCUACGAGCAGGGCGGGGUGAUGCAGGAUGCUGCCACGCCCAUCUGGCUGCUGCUGUAUGGGGGUUUGGGAAUCUGUGCUGGUCUGUGGGUGUGGGGGCGCAGGGUGAUUCAGACCAUGGGGAAAGACCUGACCCCCAUCACCCCCUCUAGUGGGUUUUGCAUUGAAGUAAUGAGUGCUCUAACUGUGCUUGUUGCCUCAAAUGUGGGCAUCCCAAUAAGUUCCACUCACUGCAAGGUGGGCUCGGUGGUGGCGGUGGGCUGGAUCCGGUCCAAGAAGGGGGUGGACUGGCGGCUGUUCCGGAACAUCUUCCUGGCCUGGUUCGUCACCGUGCCGGUGGCCGGCCUCUUCAGCGCCGCCGUCAUGGCGGUCUUCGUGUACGGCAUCCUGCCCUUCGUCUAAACGCCCCGCCCGAGGAGGGAGGGAGGGAGGGAGGGAGGGGCGGAGGGGAGAGAGAAUGAGAGUGUGGGAUCACGCGCUACCUGGAAGACCUCCAGAAUAUUUGGGUUCUGUCUUUUUUAUUUUACUUUGGGCUGUUAUUUAUUUUAUUUCGGCCUCUUACGAAAGAAACACGGUGCACACCAAAUAAGUUUAAUCUUCCAGUUCUCCCUGCUGUACAGACAACAGUAUGUGUGCGAGUUAUGAUUUAUCAUUUACGGUUAGGGUGUGUGUGUGUGUGUGUGUGUGUGUGUGUGUGUGUGUGUGUGUGAGAGAGAGAGAGAGAGAGAGAGUGUUAGAGAGGGUGUGAGAGAGAGUGAGAGUCGGUAUACACUAAAAUGAAAGGGUUCAAUUAAAGUAAUACACAACAAGGUUGUGUGUUUAUACACACGUGUGCACAUUCAUUGACGUACAGACAUGGCACGUAUUGCAGCUAUAUAUAGAUGAUAUAUGCACAUACUUAUUUAAUCAGUUUUAUUGCUGUUGUACUGAACAGCGUAGUAGCCCUGAAGCAGCUGUAAAUAUUACAUCAUCUCCUGUGGGAUGGCCCCGCCCUCCAUGCCAGUUGCCAUGGUAAUGGUACAACUCCACACCAUUGGGUCAGGGGGAGUUAAUUGGAUUGUGCGAUGCAUUACUGUAAUUGUAGUUUUUCAGCUCUCUGUUGCCAUACACAGUAAAAGAGGUAUGCAAGAGGUUAUGUGUGUUUUAAGAUGGAUUUCAUAUUUUAAUAAUGUAUUAUACUGUAAUUUCUACUGUAAAUACUUUCCUCUGUGUUUUUUUUUCUUAUCCUUUUGUUUUUGGCUCCAUUUUUUCAUUUUGGGGACGGUCUCCACACGAUGCAUCCCAUGAUGCAGUUGUGCAGUAAUGCAUGUAAGAUAGGGAGGGUGGGGGGUGGGCAGCAUUGACCUGUUAUAUCUGCCUCGCUGACUGACUGACAGUCCUUGGUCUCUCACACACCGUGACAUCAGCACACUGACACUCGCACACGCUCACGUUUUUAUUAAAUUCAUAUUUGAAUUGGGCCUUGUCAUUAUUAAGUGAAAGAUGCCAUUUCUUUCAUGUUAUGCAGUGCGGUUUUCCCUGGGAUGGUGUGAGCGGUGCUAACGUGCUAGCGUCAGACAGGUGACGCACGCUGCACCCUACAGAACACAAUUUCUGCCCUUAAAAAGAAACGUUUUACCAAAGAUCCGGAAGAAUCUUUCGCCACCAGUGCUCCUGGAAAAAAAAAAGCGCCUUUGAAGUGUAACCACUGGCUUCCCAAAUGUAGGAGCUGCAGAGGGGUGUGUGUGUGCACACGUGCAUGCGUGUGUGUCUGUCUGUGUGUGUGUGUGCACGCGUGCGUGCGUGUGUGUGCUGGCACUCAUCAUUACCUGUAGAGAUCUGUGUGCAGGUGCUCAUGCCUGUUUGGAUGUUUGAAAAUGUACAUGUAAUUGUUACCCCACCGGUAGAGUGUGUGCAGGUGUGUUACCCCGCAGGUAGAGUGUGUGCAGAUGUUACCCCAGAGAAAGAGUGUGCAGAUGUUACCCCAGAGAAAAAGUGUGCAGGUGUGUUACCCCACAGGUAGUGUGUGGUGUGUUACUCCACAGGUAGACUGUGUGCAGGUGUGUUACCCCACAGGUAAGCUGUGUGCAGGUGUGUUACCCCACAGGUAGACUGUAUGUGCAGGUGUGUUACCCCACAGGUAGACUGUGUGCAGAUGUUACCCCACAGGUAGGCUGUGUGCAGGUGUGUUACCCCACAGGUAAGCUGUGUGCAGGUGUGUUACCCCACAGGUAGACUGUAUGUGCAGGUGUGUUACCCCACAGGUAGACUGUGUGUGCAGAUGUUACCCCGCAGGUAGACUGUGUGCAGAUGUUACCCUGCAGGUAGACUGUGUGCAGGUGUGUUACCCCACAGGUAGAUUGUGUGCUGGUGUGUUACCCCACAGGUAGACCAUAUGUGCAGGUGUGUUGUGGACAGGAAGGUGUGUGUGUGUGUGUGUGUGUACACGUGUGCGUGUCUCCCUUCUGAGGUUUCCUGCGGCCUGUUAUUUCUGCUCUGUUCUUCCACUGGGGCAUUUACUGUAGGCUAAAAACCGGCUCCGAAAUGGAUCUCCUUUAUUUAGGGAGUCAGACGGGGAAGGACACAUUUACGUCACAUUUCAUAACCCCAGGUGGUGCUGUAACGAUGUGUGAGAGACUGGUUACCAUGGCGAUGUAGUGGCAGAGGAGUUGUGAUUGGUGUUAUCUGGAGAGGGGUGAGGCCCUGUCCUGCCAGCAUGUCCCUAUAAUGAGACACGGUCCUGUGUAAUAUCAGCAUUUCCCCACAGUGAAACUGAUCUGUGUGAUAUCAGCAUAUCCCCAUAGUGAAACUGAUCUGUGGGUGAUAUCAGCAUAUCCCCACAGUGAAACUGAUCUGUGUGUGAUAUCCACAUAUCCCCACAGUGAAACUGACCUGUUUGAUGUCAGCAUAUCCCCACAGUGAAACUGACCUGUUUGAUGUCAGCAUAUCCCCACAAUGAAACUCGUCUGUAUGUGAUAUCAGUAUAUCCCCUCAGUGAGGUGCAGUCCUGUAUGUCAGGAUAUCCUGCAGUGAGACUCUGACCUGUAUGAUAUCAGGAUAUCCCUCAAUGAGACAUCUGUCUUGUGUGAUACCAGCAUAUCCCCGCAUUAGAACGUUGUCUUAUGUGAUAUCAGCAUAUCCUCCCAUUGUGACACAUUGUCCUGUGUGAUAUCAGCAGGGAUGGCCUGGGAUGGCCGACAGAUUCAUAUCCCCCUCAGUUAAAGGAGUGAAUUCUCUUGAUCCUUACGAGUGCGUUGUUCAGCGUAUGGACAGACACAAGCCCAGGUGUUUCUCAUAUUGUGACUUUAUGUUCAUUCUCUCUCCUGUUUGGACAGAUCUUUCCCAUGGCCUUGUAAAGCUGUGUUUAUACUUUGUGUUGUAUACAGUAGGCAGUGGUGUUAUCAAUGCAACUGUGUAGUAACUAUGUAGUAACCGUGUAGUAGUGUAGCUCAAACCCUUGCCUAAAGAUGCCAAUGAAAGAAAACGAUUGAUAAGUGCAAGAAUAAAAAACGAGUUUCAUUUUUGCUUUUUUUUUUGUAGUAAUAAUGAACCAUUUCACUACUGCGGUCUAAUACUAAAGUUAUAUGUAUGAGUGCAUUUCAGUAAAUAUUAAAUAGAUAAUAAAUUUCCAUCUGACUAUAUUUUUCUACCAUAUCUGAGCUGAACCGGAGUGAUUGAUAACAAGGCUGUCUUCAGGUGUGUGGAGCCUGUGUGCGCUUGCCGAUAGACCAGUCUUUAUUUUUUGAAUUCUAUACGAAGCACUUUGUAAUUUUGUUUCCCACUGGCUGCAUUGCGCUUUUACACCAGGUGCUCUGAGGAGGAGACCCCUCCGAUUGCGGCUGUACAGUAUUCUGCUCUUAGACACAAUAAUACUACUGCGCACUUAAUACUCAAUUGUCCUUUUCGAAGGGACUUUUACCUUAGUAUUGAGUGUUUGUUUCUAUAGCAACGAGCAGGUUCCUGGCGCAGUGUGGGGUGUUGUCCACAGGGGGCGCUGCGUGUGCUACGUUCGUAGGGGUGCGGUGAAUUGCCUCUGGCUCACUAACGCACUCCCAGCAGUCUCAAACAGAUGUUGGGCUGACAGAGAAGGGUGGAGUAUUAACAUAAUCACUUGAUAAUAAUCUAUGCCAACCGCCUGUGAUGUAGGUAUUGUAGGACACAUGCUCUCACAGGCACGGGGGAACUGUGUGCACUUCAGUUCUAAAACCAUCUCGUUCCGUCUUUCCACAACUAGCAGCCAACUCAUCUCCAGGGUUUUGGUGUUGUGACGUCAGGGUUCAGUAAAGUUGAAUCGUGACUCUACAGCAGCGGUUCCCAACCCUGGUCCUGGAGACCUACCUGUCCCGUGGGUUUUCAUUUCAACCCUAAUUUGGCACACCCGAUUCUACUAAUUAGCAGCUCGAUGAGAACACUACCUAGCUCCUGAGUGAGAUCUGCGUUGCUAGCGUUGAAAUUGAAACCGACAGGACGGUAGCCCCUCCAGAAACAGGGUCCGGAGCCACUGCUCUACAGCUUGGUCCCGUUGUUAUCUGAUGGGUAUAGUCUUUAUUCAGUCGUAUCGUAGACUUAACGCUGAGCUCACGGCUCUGUAGUUUCGUACCGUUCUGCCCUCCUGCAGCUCUGUGUUGUCGCUUUAUUUUUAUCGUCUGAGAAUUCUGGGCUGUAUACUUACAAAACUCUUAUGAUUUGCAUAUAUAAUGUACUGUAUUUUUAUUUUUUGUUUUUUUUUUAAUGUUUUUUUUUUGGUGAAAAUUGUCAGCAUUUAGAAGAAUUAAAUUAUGGGAAUUAAAAUUACAAAGAAUGCCAAAACCCCAA